Molecule: messenger RNA, 445 nt
Organism: Eutrema salsugineum
Lineage: Eukaryota; Viridiplantae; Streptophyta; Magnoliopsida; Brassicales; Brassicaceae
Exons: 1
Coding region: 34-258 (74 amino acids)
Source: RefSeq, a predicted model, not a curated record
CUAAAUUCUCUGAGCACUUUCAUUAAAACAAGAAUGGUGUGCAGAGCAGAAGAAGCAAUGAAGCAGAGAGAGAACUUAAAAAGGUGUAAACAAGAUCAUGAUCGCCAAAAGAAGAAGAUGCAGUCAAUCACAAAUUGCAACAAAGAGAAAAGUUGUAGAUUCAAGAGAAGCACUUGUAAUCACGACCAGGACGGAGCUUCCUCAGCCAUCUUCCUUCUCGCCUGCAUCGCUUGCUCUUCCUUUUCCUAUCAUCUUUAAGAACUCUUAGUUGUAACAGCAUCCACAGUUAAUUCAAACUACGUUUAAAUUAAAAUCCUCUAUAGUUCUAUUUGUUAAUUCUAUUGUCACCUUAUUUUACGUUAUAGUUUAUUUAUUUAUGUAUGUUUUAAUUUGUUUUAUGUUAUAGUUUUAUUGUAUAACACUUUCGGAAAACAUUUUCAGGAUG